UCCCCUCAUCCCUGCGUUUAUGUUUAUUAUGGUCUGGAAUUGUCAAGGGGCGGCGUCAAAGUCAUUUCGCCGCGCCCUUAAACAAUUCAUUCGGGUAUAUAACCCAUCUAUUGUUUGUCUGUUGGAACCCAAAGUAUCGGGGGACCAUGCUAAUAGAAUAUGUAAUAGUUUAGGCUUUAGGGAUUGGAUAAGAGUUGAGGCCUAUGGUUUCUCCGGGGGUAUUUGGGUGUUCUGGAAGGAUGUCAUUAAGGUUGAAAUCAUCACCACUCAUCCUCAAUUCAUUUCUAUGCAGGUAAUUGAUAAUCUAUCUGAACCAUGGCUGUUUACCGUGGUGUAUGGGAGCCCCAAUCAGUAUUUGAGAAGGAACUUAUUUGCAGAUCUCUCUGGGCAAGACAUGGAUGUCCUUCUUCCUUGGCUCAUUGCUGGUGAUUUUAACUCAGUAACCUGCCAGGAGGAAGUCAACAACCAGGAUAACUUCUCCAUAUCUAGAAGUUCUGACUUUAAUGACUGGAUAUUCCGGGAAGGUCUAGUUGAUCUUGGUUUUGCAGGUUCGAAGUUUACUUGGAUGAGGGGCUCUAGCUCCUCGACAUUCAAAGGUGCGAGGCGGGAUAGAGCUCUGGCCAACACCACUUGGAAGUUAAAAUUCCCAUCAGCUUUGGUUGAACACCUCCCUAUUGUAGAAUCUGAUCAUUCACCUCUGCUCAUUAAUAUGUGUCCAUCAACUUCUGUAAGAAGGCAGAAGCCUUUUAGAUUUAUUAUGGCCUGGGGCACCCACCCUAAUUUCCAAGAUGUAGUAAGACAAUCUUGGGACAAGGACAUACACUUGGCUUUGAACUUGAGGAAUGUUGCUGAAGCUCUAACCCGCUGGAAUAAAAACGUUUUUGGCAAUAUCUUCUACCGGAAAAAGAAGAUUCUUGCCAGACUGAGUGGUGUUCAAAGAAGUCUUACAUUCCAGAUUAGAUCGGAUCUUUUGAAAUUGGAAAAGAAGUUACGAUAGGAUCUGGAAGAAGUGCUUUAUCAAGAGGAGCUCUUUUGGUUUCAACGAUCUAGAGAGGAUUGGAUUGCUUCGGGCGAUUGUAAUUCUCACUUCUACCACUUGGCGACUGCUAUCAAGAAUAGCUCUAUCAGAACUUGUGUACUCAAGGAUGCUGAUGGCUCCUUGUUAACAGAUGCUACCAGUAUUGAGAACCAUGUGAAGAAUUUUUUCAUUCAAUUAUUCACAGCAGAUAAUAAUUCCUUGUCCCCACAGGCAUCUCCAACUAAUGGUUUUCCAUCUCUGGCCCUGGAAUUUGGGUUGAAGUCAAUAAGCCAUUUACAAAGGAAGAGAUCAAGCAAGCCAUGUUUGACAUGGCUCCCUCCAAAGCCCCCGGCCUGGAUGGCUUCAAUGCAAGCUUUUACCAAUGCUCAUGGGAAGUAAUAGGAGCCUCUAUGACUGACUUCGCUUUAGCCUUUUUUGCAGAUGGCAUCUUACCUGAGGGGUGCAAUGAUACUAUUAUCUCCCUUAUUCCAAAAGUGGCAUCUCCAGGUUCUGUCAAGCAGUUCCGACCUAUAGGAUUAUGCAAUGUUGUUUACAAACUGUUGACAAAAACCAUGACCAAUCGUCUCAAGAGCAUCUCUAAAAUUCUCGUUGGCCCCCAUCAGUCUAGUUUUGUCCCGGAUCGUCAAAUAGUUGAUAACAUCCUUGUUUUUCAGGAAGUUCUUAACUCUAUGCAUCAUAAAAAAAGGUGCUACAGGAUGGAAGAUUCUCAAGGUUGAUUUAGAAAAAGCUUAUGACAGGUUAUCGUGGAGCUUUAUUGAAGACACUUUGCAAACCAUCCGCUUCAAUCAACAGUGGAUGCGCAGCAUUCUAGCUUGUGUAACGACUCCCCGGAUGGCAAUCAAAUGGAAUGGAGAGCUCUUUGACUGGUUUCAUCCGAGCCGAGGAAUUAGACGGGGAGAUCCAAUCUCGCCCCUACUAUUUACGAUUUGAUCUUGUUUGGCGAAGCAUCAUUGGAACAGGCCACCGUGAUGAAAAGAUGUCUGGAAUCCUUCUGCAAUAGCUCGGGCCAGAGAAUCAAUCAUCAGAAAUCCUCAGUGUUCUUCUCAUGAAAUAUUUCACAGGACCUUCAAGCAUCUAUUUCAUGCAACUUUGGAAUACCAAGAGUGGAAGACAUGGGUAGAUACCUUGGUGUUCCCUCUAUACAUGGGAGGCUAAAGAACGAUUCUUUUGCGGGGAUUAUUGAGAGAGUUUAAUCCAAACUAGCAGGGUGGAAAGGAAAAACACUCUCACUCGCGGGUAGACAUGCUUUGGCUCAGUCCGUACUCUCGGCUAUUCCUUACUACUCGAUGCAAUCCAUUAUCUUGCCUGUAGGAGUCUUGAAAACUUUGGAUCGCUUAAUAAGGAGCUUUUUAUGGGGUAGCUCUACUGGGACGAAGAAGGUCCAGCUUGUGAACUGGGAUACUGUGACAUUAAGCAAAGAUAAUGAAGGUCUUGGACUGAAGAAACUUGAGCAAAUGAAUCAUGCUUUUAUGGCCAAACUCGGCUGGAGAAUCCUGCAAAAUGAAAAUUGCUUAUGGAUUCGCUUGCUCAAGGCCAAAUAUUCUAUUUCUUCUGAUGAUUUUGACACUUGGCAGCCUAAGAAGAAUAUGUCACCACUCUGGAAAGGCAUCCUCAGAUCAAGAUACAUCCUUCGCAAAGGCAUUAAGAGGAUUGUCAGGAAUGGGAAAGAUACCCUUUUUUUGUUAGAUACUUGGCUGGCAGAUUUUCUCCUUAAAGAAGUAAUUUCCGACCCUCUCCCCUGCCUGAGCUGUACAAGAAUGUGGCAAGCUAUUGGGAUGAAACGUUUGGUUGGAAAUGGGAGGAAUUGGAUCAGGUUCUGCCCAGCAUCUUCCUAGAAAAGUUAGCUGCUGUUAUGGUGUGUAGCAAUUCGGAAGAAGAUGAUUCGUUCGGGUGGAAGAGCGAACCCUCCGGCAUCUUCUCGGUUAGUUCGGCCUACGACUUAGCAUCUUGCUCUUUUAACUCUGUGGACGCAGCGAAGUGGAACAGUAUUUGGAAGUUGAAAGUAUCGAAUCGAGUUCGCUUCUUUUUCUGGCUCGCUAGACACAACAAACUCGUGACAAAUUCGUUGAGAUUUAGAUGUGGGUUGUCCAGUAGCAAUAGAUGUUAGCUAUGCCAAGAAGUCGUAGAAGAUACAGAACAUGUUCUGAGAAAAUGUCCAGUAGCCGAUGCAGUUUGGAGCUCAAUACUCCCUAGGACUCGUUACCAGCUUCGGAACUUGUCAUUCACCGACUGGCUUGACCAUGGCCUCAAAAGCAGAAAUCAGAGCCGCUACCCAUGUGAUUAUAAGGCGUUAUUUGCGAUCACAUUAUGGUGGAUUUGGAAAUGGGGUAAUGAGGCCAUUUUCAACACCAAAUCUAUUCCUCUCCAUGCCAAGGUUUCUUGGAUCAAGACCCAAAUGGAAUUAAAAGUAAAAUCUUUUGAUA
This is a messenger RNA of Ipomoea nil (Japanese morning glory), 3462 nucleotides long. RefSeq lists its product as uncharacterized. The transcript is spliced from 2 exons. The record is from RefSeq and is a predicted model, not a curated record. Gene Ontology annotation, molecular function: catalytic activity. Lineage: Eukaryota; Viridiplantae; Streptophyta; Magnoliopsida; Solanales; Convolvulaceae. The coding region runs from base 20 to 997 and encodes 325 amino acids.